AUGGGCGUUAUUAAAGAAGUCUGCGCAUUCUUCCAUAAGUCAGCCAAAAGAACUGAAGUAUUAAAAUUAACCAUUACUGAAUGUUGUCCUGAACAAAAGAAAAAGAAACUUAUUUCUUUAUGUGAAACAAGAUGGGUGGAGAGGCAUGACUCGGUGCUUUUAUUUAAGGAACUAUUGGAACCCGUCAGUCUUUCCCUUUUGAAAAUUGAAGAAGAAUCAAGUGACUCAGCGCCUAAGGCACACGCUCUAGGUAGUUCUAUCACUCAAUUUCAAUUUCUUGUAAAUACUUUUGUUUUGAGCCAUAUGCUGUCUAAAACACAUAACUUAUCUGAGAAUCUUCAAAAAAAGAACUUAGAUCUCACACAGGCUGUGAAAAAUGUUUCGAAUGUCUUAGAUCUGCUUUCAAAAGAAAGGGAAAAUGCCGAUAACAACUUUAAAGUCCUGUAUAGUCAAAUACAGGAGCGGGCUGACAAACUUAAGAUUAAAGAGGAGGUUCCUAGAAUUUGCCGCCUUCAAACAGCCCGCAACAACGUUCCAUACAGUACCCAAGAAGAGUACUAUCGCCGAGCUGUUUAUUUACCUUACCUAGACGAUUUUUGCAAUUCGCUGAAGGAACGCUUUGAGUCUCACAAGGAAACAGUUGCAUCCUUACAAAACAUCCUUCCAGAAUUUUGUAUCAAAACUGAUUUCUGUGCAUUGGAACCUGCUUUCAAUUCCUAUGAAGAGGAUUUGUCCCAUAAAGAGGUUGUGGAAAGCGAGUUCAUGCUGUGGAAAGAAAGGUGGAGCCAAGAGAAGUAUGAAAAUCUUCCCAAGUCAGCCGUAAGCUCUCUUGAAAAAUGUGACCAAGAUUUCUUCCCAAACAUUUAUGUUCUAUUAAAACUGCUAGCAGUUCUGCCUGUUUCUGUGGCAACCGUGGAAAGAUCGUUCUCAAGUUUAAGAAGGCUAAAAACAUACUUGAGAAAUAGCACUUCGGAAAAUAGGCUUAAUGGGCUAGCGUUGCUUUCAAUCCACAGAGACUUUGCAAUAAGCAAUGAAGAAGUUCUUGACAAGUUUGCGAGUGUACCAAGAAACCUUGAUUUUGUGUUGUAA
Diabrotica virgifera virgifera (western corn rootworm) is the source of this 1089-nucleotide messenger RNA. RefSeq names its product 52 kDa repressor of the inhibitor of the protein kinase-like. The transcript has a single exon. Gene Ontology annotation, molecular function: protein dimerization activity. Bases 1 to 1089 code for a protein of 362 amino acids. The record is from RefSeq and is a predicted model, not a curated record. Lineage: Eukaryota; Metazoa; Arthropoda; Insecta; Coleoptera; Chrysomelidae.